This is a messenger RNA of Knipowitschia caucasica, 570 nucleotides long. The record is from the annotation of a GenBank genome assembly. NCBI's taxonomy places the organism in Eukaryota, Metazoa, Chordata, Actinopteri, Gobiiformes, Gobiidae.
AUGACCACACGCCUCACUAUGACCACCCGCCUCACUAUGACCGCACGCCUCACUAUGGCCACACGCCUCAACAUGACCACACGCCUCACUAUGACCACACGCCUCACUAAGACCACACGCCUCACUAUGGCCACACGCCUCACUAUGGCCACACGCCUCACUAUGACCACACGCCUCAACAUGACCACACGCCUCACUAUGACCACACGCCUCAACAUGACCACACGCCUCACCACAUGCCUCACUAUGACCACACGCCUCAAUCACACGCCUCAACAUGACCACACGCCUCACUAUGACCUCACGCCUCACUAUGGCCACACACCUCACUAUGACCACACGCCUCAACAUGACCACACACCUCACUAUGACCACACGCCUCACCACACGCCUCACUAUGGCCACACACCUCACUAUGACCACACGCCUCAACAUGACCACACACCUCACUAUGACCACACGCCUCACCACACGCCUCACUAUGGCCACACGCCUCACUAUGGCCACACACCUCACUAUGACCACACGCCUCACUAUGACCACACGCCUCAAUCACACGCCUCAACAUGA